AUGUUGGGGCCUCACUACCUACACAUUGGAGACACUCGACCAACAGGUUGGUAUACAAUAAAAUUUUACAUUGUGAUAUUGCAGACUAUGCUUGCAAAGGCGGUUGCAACAGAGUGCAAGACCACAUUUUUCAACAUUUCAGCAUCAUCUGUUGUCAGCAAAUGGCGCGGUGAUUCGGAGAAGCUAGUUAAAGUGUUAUUCGAGCUUGCUAGGCAUCAUGCUCCUUCAACUAUAUUUCUUGACGAAAUUGAUGCAAUCAUUAGUCAACGUGGUGAAGGACGCAGUGAGCAUGAAGCAAGUAGGCGUUUGAAAACUGAGCUACUCAUACAGGUAAUAUUUGGUUUGGAUAGUGCAUCUAUGUAG
Molecule: messenger RNA, 363 nt
Organism: Ilex paraguariensis (yerba mate)
Lineage: Eukaryota; Viridiplantae; Streptophyta; Magnoliopsida; Aquifoliales; Aquifoliaceae
Source: the annotation of a GenBank genome assembly